AUGGUCAAGAGAAAGUUAUUUGAAAAAUCAAGUAGGUUAUCGAAAAUAUUACAUCUAGCAAGCUGUAUCAAUCAAAAUGAGAGAGAAAAUAUUGUGUUAUCUGAUGAUACCAUUCGUCCACUAGAGCCGCUAGCCGAAAAAAAUUUUAAUAGCGAGGACCAAACAUUACAGCACCAUGCAGAAACUUCUACGUCUUUUAUCAUGUCUAGAAAUGAUGGACCAAAUGACACAGAUCAAAUUAGUUUAUGUGCCAGCACUUCACGUAGAACUUUUCCUCUGGAAAUACCUCCAGAAAUAGUUUCCAAUAGUAACAAAAAACAACCGAACGACGAAGUUCCUCAACUACCUACUACCUCAUCUAUGAUUGCAUCUACUAUUGGUUUGGAAGAUUAUAUAGAGCUAAGUGCAACAUCUUCAAGCACCCCAUUUUCUACAUCGGAUGUUUUUUCGGACGAUAGUGAUAGUGAUCCCGACUUUGAAUUAUUAAGUCUAUCUAGCAAGAGUUCAUCAUCGACAGAUUCUGAGGAAGAGGAAGUAGAAGAAAAUGAACAACAAAACAUAGCACCGUCAGUAGUAGAGUGGACAUCAAUUAAUGAAGCCAAUACGUCACAAUGCGGUUACGACUCAGAACCUUUAGUUUGCUGCGGUUCUGAUAGUGAUUUCUCCGCUAUUAGUAAUCCAUCUACAAAGCCACCGAAACCAAUGGGAAGAAGAAAUCCAACUACUUUUAGCAGAACCUCAGCUAUUGUCGACAGAAGCAGAAGCUCAGCUAUUCUCGACAGAAAAAAUUGUGGUUUUCAGGAAUCUGAUAAGAAUCAAAAGCUAAUAGGCUUUAUUCAUGGAGGACAAGAGACAGAGAUAGACGAAUUUCCUUGGAUGGCGUUACUGGGUUACAGAAAAGGCAUUACAACAAGAUGGUAUUGUGGAGGUUCACUUAUUAGUCACAGAUAUGUCUUGACAGCAGCACAUUGUGUAACAGACAGCGCUCAAAUGUCUAUUGGAAAACUUACGUAUAUCAAGUUAGGUGCACACCACAAAACUAGAGAAGAUAGACACUGCGAUAAAGCAAACAAUUGUAAUAAUGGACCAGUAAUUACUGGGAUUGACAGCAUAGUGAAGCAUGAAAGAUUUGACCCUAAUGCUAAAGCUGUUUACAAUGACAUAGCAGUUAUAAGGCUAGCUGAAGUGAUUACAUAUACAGCCUUUAUCAGACCAAUUUGCCUUCCUGAACCAAAUGAAGGCUCUAUUGAAAGCGAAGAACUUACAGUUGCUGGUUGGGGUACAACGGAACAUGGUGAAGCAGCUGUCAAACUCAUGGUUGAAAUUCCUUUCGUCACGAGAGAUGAAUGUGUAGCUGGUUAUAAAAGAGCAAAUAUUGUAUUACCAGAGCUAAGUGAGUCCCAAAUAUGCGUCGGGGGAAUAGGCGGAAAGGAUUCUUGUAAAGGUGACAGUGGAGGUCCCUUAAUGAAAAGGUCACUUGCUAAUCCUCUUCAGUGGUACCAAGAGGGAAUCGUUUCAUUUGGAUCUGCUUAUUGUGGUACACCAGGAGUACCUGGAGUCUACACGAAGGUUUCAAGCUUUUUAUCAUGGCUUCAGAGCAAAGUUAAAGAAUAA
This is a messenger RNA of Diabrotica balteata, 1614 nucleotides long. NCBI's taxonomy places the organism in Eukaryota, Metazoa, Arthropoda, Insecta, Coleoptera, Chrysomelidae. The record is from the annotation of a GenBank genome assembly.